CUCCCAGGUACUGUCUCGCCAGGGUUAUUUACUGUAACUUGCAGUCACCGGGCAAGGUCCAAGUGGACAGAUUUUUCUACCCUCAACUUGUCAAGACCUCCCAAACUCUCUGGCACCCAGAGAACAACGUGUCCAGAGCUCAACCUGGAAGAGCACAGCCAUGAUGGUCUGGGGUCUGGUGCUGGGAGCUCUGAUGGUGGCCACUGUGGGGUACCUGUGCCUGCAGGAGCUGCUCCGGCAACAGAGACCCAAGGAGCCCCCUCUGGAUAAGGGCUCCGUGCCCUGGCUGGGCCAUGCUAUAGCUUUCCGGAAGAAUAUGUUUGAAUUUCUGAAGCACAUGCGGGCUAAACACGGGGACAUAUUCACGGUGCCGCUAGGGGGCCAGUACUUCACCUUUGUCAUGGACCCUCUCUCCUUUGGCCCCAUCCUCAAGGAUACGCAGAGAAGACUAGACUUUGUGGAGUAUGCGGAAAACCUGGUGCUAAAAGUAUUUGGAUACCGCUCCGUGCAGGGAGACUACCACAUGAUACACUCAGCCAGCACCAAGCACCUCAUGGGGGAUGGCUUGGAGGAGCUCAACAAAGCCAUGCUGGACAGCCUGUCCUUGGUUAUGCUGGGGCCCACGGGCCCCAGUCUGGAUGCCAGUAGCUGGCGUGAGGAUGGCCUCUUUCACUUCUGCUACAACAUCUUGUUCAAGGCCGGCUACCUGAGCUUGUUCGGCUACACAAAGGACAAGGAACAGGACCUGCUACAGGCAGAGGAAUUAUUCGUGCAGUUCCGCAAGUUCGACCGCCUGUUCCCCAGGUUUGUCUACUCCCUACUGGGACCCCGGGAGUGGCUGGAAGUGGGCCGGCUCCAGCGUCUCUUCCAUAAGACGCUCUCUGUGGAACACAACAUGGAGAAGUACGGCAUAAGCAACUGGAUCACCUAUAUGCUUCAGUUUCUGAGGGAGCAGGGAGUCGCCCCAGCCAUGCAGGACAAGUUCAACUUCAUGAUGCUCUGGGCCUCCCAGGGUAACACAGGGCCUACCUCUUUCUGGGCCCUCCUGUUCCUCCUGAAGCAUCCAGAAGCCAUGCGGGCUGUGAGGGAGGAGGCCACCCAGGUCCUGGGAGAGGCCAGGCUGGAGGCCAAGCAGUCCUUCAACUUUAAUGUCGGUGCCCUGCACCGCAUGCCGGUGCUGGACAGUGUGAUGGAGGAGACACUGCGGCUGAGGGCCGCGCCGACCCUCCUCAGGGUGGUGAACAGUGACCACAGCCUGAAGAUGGCCAGUGGGCAGGAGUACCUGCUCCGCAACGGAGACAUCCUGGCCCUCUUCCCUUAUCUCUCAGUGCACAUGGACCCCGACAUCCACUCAGAGCCCACCACCUUCAAGUACGAUCGCUUCCUCACCCCCAGCGGCAGCCGAAAAGUAGACUUCUACAAGGCAGGCAAGAAGAUCCACCACUACACCAUGCCAUGGGGCUCGGGUGUCUCCAUCUGCCCUGGGAGGUUCUUGGCCCUCAACGAGAUGAAGCUCUUUGUCCUGCUCAUGGUCACACACUUUGACCUGGAGCUGGUGGACCCUGACACACCUGUGCCACCCGUGGACCCCCAGCGCUGGGGCUUUGGCACCACACAGCCCAGCCACGAGGUGCGAUUCCGCUACCGCCUGCGCCUGUGGAGUGAGCUCUGCCCAGGUGGCCGCAAGCCUGGCUAGGGGGUUCCCUUGGGGUCUCCAGCUCCGCUCAGCCCUCUGAAGCCCCAGACCAGCCCUUCCUCUGACCUGCUUGCCCUCUCUGCUCUUUGGCCUCCUUCUAGGCACCUCACAGUCUUCUUCUUCUCUCUUUAAAACACUGUCUCUCACAGUGGAUUCUGCAGAAACUGCCUCUCACAGGAAGUCCAGGGAAGGGGAAAUAUCUGUGGGCAACUCAGUUUGGGGGCUAAUACAUGCCUUGACAAGUCCUGCAGUAUAGACACAGGUUACGGUGGGCAAUGCGGCAUCUUGCAAACGUUAGUCUCCACCCACCCUCCCACCCUGCUUUUGUUGUUUUUCCUCAACACUUAUUCCACAUCCUGUGGAAUUCAGGGUUUAGAACAGUGUCAUCCUAUAGCAGUAUGAGGCAAGCCACACGCAUAAUUCUUAAUUUCCUAGUUGACACAUUUUUUUAAAAGUAAAAAGAAAGAGGUGAAAUUCAUUUUUAUACUAUAUUUUACUUGACCUGAUAUAUCUAAAAUAUUAGCAUUUCAACAGGGAGUCAAUAUAAAGGUAUUAAUGAAAUAUUUUUACAUUUCUUUUUCCCUUCAAAAUCUGGCAUGUACUUUUUAACCCUUGAUACUGAGCACAUCUCAGUUCAGACUAACCCCAUCCUAAGUGCUCAGUAGCUACGUGGGGCUAGUGGCUUCUGUAUUGGAUAGAGCAGCUCUAGAGAAGGGCUGCCUUUCACAUAGGAGUUGUUCAGGGUCCCUCCUCCGUGUCCUCCUCUCCCCUCUGCACCCCUACCUUGGGGUGAUCUCAACACCUCACUUGGUUUCCACAACCAUCGCUGGGCUCAGAGCUCUCUGCUACCUCCAGACCCCCAAUCUCCCCACAGGGGUCUCACAGCACCUCUGACUCAGUUCGGCCCACACAGAACUCAGCAUCUGUCUCCCCAACCUCUGCCCUGAACCACCUGCUUCUCCUGAUUUCCCUGCCUCUCUUUGCUCGGGGCACCACCAUCCACCCCAUCCCCCAAGGCAGAUACUGAGGAGACACACUGGCUCCUCCCUUUCUCUCCCCCAUAGGGAGAGAGUUCUGUCAGCCUGACCCCCUGUGGUGCCGCUGAACCUUGUCCCCCCCCCUUCCCCCCCCCGCAUCCCCCGCUGCCCUUCUCAUAGCUCAGAACUCGACAUUUCUCUCCACGUGGGGCCUGUGGGCCCUCCAUUUACCCUGCUGCCAGAGACUUUUUUUUCCCAAAAGCACCUCUGGGUGUCCCCCUUUU
Messenger RNA from Delphinapterus leucas (beluga whale), 2957 nucleotides. RefSeq names its product cytochrome P450 family 8 subfamily B member 1 (gene CYP8B1). The record is from RefSeq and is a predicted model, not a curated record. Gene Ontology annotation, molecular function: sterol 12-alpha-hydroxylase activity; iron ion binding; heme binding. Lineage: Eukaryota; Metazoa; Chordata; Mammalia; Artiodactyla; Monodontidae.